ACAAAUAUAAAACGUCCAUUUUUUUUAAAAAAGGCUGUCAAAAGUGGUCACGAACCCGUUAUGAGCAGCGCGAGAGGGAACGUCGCGCGGAGGAGGCCGCAGAAGCACCAAAACAUUGUGGCUUUUAAGAAUGACAAGUACAACACCAAUGAGAAGUUAAAGAAAAUAAAUGCCAAGGAGCAUUCUGGUGUCUGUCGUCAUUGUAAAGAAGUGUUAGAAUGGAAAAUAAAGUACAGCAAAUAUAAGCCACUUACUCUGGCUCGCAAGUGUGUUAAGUGCCUUCAGAAGACCGUAAAGGAACCUUACCACGUUAUGUGUAAACCUUGUGCUCUCAAACUCGAACUUUGUGCCAAAUGUGGAAAGAAAGAAGAGAUUGUGAUUCUUCCAACUUCGAUAACAGAAAAUGAACACGAUGAAACCAGUCCAGGGACAAAACAACAAGGACGGAGCACACAGGAGGAGAAAGAUGAUGAGUGUGAGUUUGACAGUGAUGGCAUUGAAGAGAAAGAUGAAAUCCAGUCUGAUAAACUAGUGGCACCAAAACAGCGAACAGACACAGCUUUACAGGAAGAUGUGCUGCAUGAGACUGAAGUGAGCGAAACGCAAGAACUGCCUGACUUCACGGCCUUGCAUCUGACGACUUCUGGAGACAAACCAAGUGAAUAAACUUGGUGUUGUAUUACUAUUGGUGCAAACUAAUGCAAAUGGAAAUUGAUGCAGAAUUGCCGGGACAUGUCUAAAGUUGGAGAAUGUUCUGUGAGGCAAACUGAAUUUAAUGUUCCAGAGUUGCAGUGCUUAAUGCAAGAGAACGUGAAAACAGCAAUGACUUGUAAUGCAUUUUAAAGGACUUGAACGUGUGUGUAUGUGUGUGUUCGUACGCAUGCACCCUUCAACACUCCUGACCCCUUUAACAUUCAUAUCAGUUGUCACAAUUCCCAGACCUAUUUAUGAAAAUGCAAUGCUCAUUAAAAUAAUUUUUUUAAUCCACAAAACAAAAA
Callorhinchus milii (elephant shark) is the source of this 998-nucleotide messenger RNA. It is a transcript of the gene cunh9orf85, whose product is annotated as chromosome unknown C9orf85 homolog. The transcript has 4 exons. The record is from RefSeq and is a predicted model, not a curated record. The coding region runs from base 61 to 666 and encodes 201 amino acids. NCBI's taxonomy places the organism in Eukaryota, Metazoa, Chordata, Chondrichthyes, Chimaeriformes, Callorhinchidae.